UGUUGCUGUUGGUGUGUUUUGUUUGUUUGUUUGUUUGUUUGUUUGUUUUGCAAAACUUAUCUUUAAUCCACAUCCAUUUCCUAGCAAUCAUUCUGAAAAUUCACACGUUAACGUUGAACUCGUUCUGAAUAUUUACACUUUUUUUUUUUCCCCAGGUCUGUAAAGUGCCAUUUUAAAUGCCAUAUCUCAUGCAGACUCUGUGCAUGUAUAAACUGUAUAUGAUGUACGCAUAACCUCGUCUCAGCCUAUGAAAUCGUGAACUGUUCACAAACCCUUCCUCACAAAACCUUCAGAAAUGCGUUUCAUUUUAUUUAUUUAUUUAUUUAUAUUUUUUUGCUAAGCAUUUCGUAUGGGCACGUUACGGUCACGUGACCAACACGUCAGUCGCUCAGGAAGGACCGUCAAGAGAAUAUAUAUUUUAUUUUUCUCCCCCUUGCAGGAACAUAACCCGAGAAACCCGAGCAGAUUGCGCGGUGAGAGGCGGUUUAGAGGGGGCAUCAUGGACGUGUCCGGCCACAGCCUUUUCCUCCUGCAGCAGCUCAAUGUCCAAAGGGAGUUUGGUUUCCUGUGUGACUGCACGGUUGCCAUUGGAAACGUGUACUUCAAGGCCCAUCGAGCAGUGCUGGCUGCCUUUUCCAACUACUUCAAGAUGAUCUUCAUCCAUCAGUCCAGCGAGUGUAUUAAGAUCCAGCCCACCGACAUCCAGCCAGACGUCUUCAGCUACCUGUUGCACAUCAUGUACACAGGCAACGGCCCCAAGCAGCCUGUGGAUCAGGGUCGGUUACAGGACGGGAUCAAGUUCCUCCACGCGUACCAGCUGUGCCACAAAGCAACUGACGGUGGAUCUGACGCCUCCUCAGACCCCAUCCGCAUAUCCAACCUGUACGGCAUCCAGAUCUCUUCCCAGCUCGGCACUAAAGAGUCGCCGGGCAUGAAGGCUAGCGGGGCACGGGAACCUGAAGACAGGCGAGGUGGCUCGCGUAGCCGUCCGCUGCCAGCGUUAUCAGGGAUCGAAGGGCACACGUCGGAGCACCAGUCCCUCAGUCUGCGCGCCAUCACCUCAGGGGACGAGUGUGACAUCUUGUCACGGAUCAAGCAGGAAGAGGAGGAGCCGGAUGAGGGUGAGGAACCACGAGCGCCUGCGUCCCUGCCUUCGACCCAAGGGAGCCCGUGCCAAGCUGGUGGUUUUAAGGAUGGCCCUCUGGCGCUGCUGUGUCCUCAAUGUGGAGAACGAUGCCUCUCUCCUGAGGGACUACAGGAACAUCUUUUCACCCACGCGGCAUGCGCCCUCAUGGAAGGACCUUCCGAAGACAGCAGGGGGGACAUUAAAGGACCAAUGGAAGAGCGACAGUGCCACGCACUAGCAGACGAGUUGGCGUCAGAGAUAAGGCGAGGUGCGGCAGGCACAGGAAGUCCACCUGCGGGCUUUACACGUAAAAGAAAGAUGGCAUGCGCAGUCUGCAACUUGCGCUUUUCACAGAAGAGCCAGCUGCAGGAGCACAUGUUCGCCCAUGUGGGCAAGCCACUGCGGCAACAUCGUUAUGGGCGCUUCGGUGAACCGCUGAUCCAUCCCAGCGAGGGAACGUCAGAAAUCGACGAAGUUGCCCAGGAUAAUGGCAGCUCGUGCUACUCGCUGGACUCAGAAGUCUCUCAUGAGAGCGUAGAUGCCGUGGCGGUGGAAUGA
This is a messenger RNA of Ictalurus furcatus (blue catfish), 1684 nucleotides long. RefSeq names its product zinc finger and BTB domain containing 25 (gene zbtb25). The transcript is spliced from 3 exons. Gene Ontology annotation, molecular function: protein binding; DNA-binding transcription factor activity, RNA polymerase II-specific; RNA polymerase II cis-regulatory region sequence-specific DNA binding. The record is from RefSeq and is a predicted model, not a curated record. Gene Ontology annotation, biological process: regulation of transcription by RNA polymerase II. Gene Ontology annotation, cellular component: nucleus. Bases 350 to 1684 code for a protein of 444 amino acids. Lineage: Eukaryota; Metazoa; Chordata; Actinopteri; Siluriformes; Ictaluridae.